This is a messenger RNA of Lates calcarifer (barramundi perch), 4153 nucleotides long. RefSeq names its product cyclin-dependent kinase inhibitor 1Ba (gene cdkn1ba). The record is from RefSeq and is a predicted model, not a curated record. NCBI's taxonomy places the organism in Eukaryota, Metazoa, Chordata, Actinopteri, Centropomidae. The transcript has 3 exons. Gene Ontology annotation, biological process: G1/S transition of mitotic cell cycle; regulation of cell cycle; negative regulation of cell population proliferation. The coding region runs from base 2300 to 2875 and encodes 191 amino acids. Gene Ontology annotation, cellular component: nucleus; cytoplasm. Gene Ontology annotation, molecular function: cyclin-dependent protein serine/threonine kinase inhibitor activity; protein-folding chaperone binding.
UGUUGACAGUAACACAUCCUUUGCAAGAGUGAAUUACUGCUGUCCCUUUGAUUGCUUUGUUCAUGGUCAGAGGAUGAACUCCUGUGGAGUUAAAAAAAUUACGUUAUCUGAAACCAUAAAAUCCACAUGAAGUGACCUUUCUGUGAGUCGCUUUGUGACCGUUUAAUCACAGAUCAUAAUUAAUGUUUAACUAAAGUUCAAGUUACUGUCAAAAUGUGCUGCAGCUGCAUCAUCCUGCUCCAUGGUGUGAAGCUGUUACUCCCAUUUUAGUCAUUUUAAAAAUACAAACUGUGUCAAACCUAGCUUCCCUGCUAAUAAGGAUCAAAGUAACAUUAUACAAAUAUGACAGUAAAAUAUCGAUGGUUUUUUAGACUUUAUCUCCUGGUGGAGAAAUCUCAACCUUGGCCUCAGCAAAACUGUAAAAACACAAAGAAACUUGAGCAGAAUCAUCUCCAGGUUUCACAUUUAUCACGAUGGAUUUUCUUACUCAUACUUUUCCCCCGUCUAAAGCUAGGAGAAUCAGCCCUGAUAUUUCCAACUGUGAAGAAAAAAAACAACCAAGCAUUAGCUUUAAAGCUCUGGUUAUGCAUGUGUGACCUUAACAGAAUGUUCUCGCCUCGUCUCUCUCUCGUGCCUGUCUAAUCAUUUCGAUCAAAAAAUCUGUUCUCAGCUCAGGGAUCACUGUGUGCAGUUUGCAGCAGCAUAAACACAUUAUGGAUUAAGUGUGAUCCCGGCGAUAACAUCAAUACAACAGAUGGCCUCAGUGUAUUUAUCACGAGAUGCUCGAGUCUUUUCGAGGGUUAAUUGAAACAGCAUGGCCUUUAAGGCAGGCCCAGUGAGUUUUACAGGCACAACACUGCAGAGGAAUGCAGAGUGACACAGCAGAGGUUUCAGCUCGGACAUCAUGAACUCCUGGGUACAUGUAGUGCUUACUGCUGCACUCAAUUACUACAGGAUUCCUAUGCUGCUCGAGGAUGUACAGAAGAUAAGCGUGAUAACCGUUAAGUCUUGACAUGAACACCAAUUAAGUUCUUAAGAGAGAGAGGGGGAGUUUUUUUUUCUCUCUGUAAGAUGCAAACUGACAACCCCUCUGAGGGGGAGUGGCUGCGAAUUUCUAAGUGUUUUUUAAAGCUGCACCACUUUCUGUUUCCUCGGUAUUUAAAUUCUGAGCACACACGAGCAAUUACAACCAGUGGAGCACACAAACUAACCCCUGUGGCACCAGUGGCAAAGUCUGAAAGCGAUAGGCACCGAGCCAACGAUGACGGAAGGCUCUCUGCUUGAGAGAGCUGAUGUCAUAGGAAGCUGCGAGGCAGAUUUGUGGCUUCUUUUUUGUUGUUUUCUUGCUUAAAACUUCACUGCAGUGCCUCAGUGUCCUUCAGUAACCGUGAAGCUCUAACUGAAUAGAUUUAAACUGAUUGAAUCAUGUGUGCCUGGGCCGUUUAUGUGACACAGAAUCAGAUGAAGUAGUGAUACUUGUCAGCACUCGUACAAUCACUUGAUGAUUGAUUCAUGUGAUGGAGUUACCAGGCUGCAGCCCCACCCCCCAGCACAGUCCUCCUGCAGCCAGAUAAACCUAUUAUCAGUGUUGUUUUCUUAUCAGGCCUUACUCCUCAGACAAUCAGCUGCACACUGAACACAGGGAUGCAAAUAUCAGUUUAGGAUUUCAAAUGAAAUCAGUGACCUUUAAGCUUUAUCUGAGCUGAUGCCUGCUUGAUAAAUCAGGUGCUAAUGGAAAGAUAAAACACAGUCACCCUCUCCUUUAUAAGCACAGUCUCUUCUAUUCGCUCUCUCUCGUGUAUUUAACUCGUCAAACACAUUAAUUGGGGCAUAUUCAUGCAUAGGAGUUAAUCCAAUCCAGCUCUGUGUUGUUGUUGCCCAUGUUCGACUUUAAGAGAGCUAUGUGGGCGGUCCUAGCGCGCAGACCAAUGAAUCGCCGUCUCUGUUUAAAUAGUCCUUGAUGUCAACUUCUUCACUCAUAGCUCCCUCUAACGCCAUGUUGGCUGUUAUGACUUGACUUGUUGUUUUCAUCAGCCUUACUACGGACUUGACAGGAGUGGCUCUUUUAAACACCCCCUGCUCUGCGCCUUUUGGAGACGCUUUAUUCCUUCUCUUUUUUUUUUUCCUUUUGCGCGUACGCGCUUUGGAUGAUACGCGCGGAGUACUAUGCAUGCAUCAUUCCCGUGAUUUUGCAUUUGAAAGGAAUACAACUUGGAAAUAACAGUUUGAGAGGCUGUAGCUGUUUUGUGUGUGAGUGUGUGUGUGUGUGUGUUUUUUUUGUUUUUACCCCGGUUGUCAUAUGUGCAACAAAAUGUCAGAUGUUCGCCUUUCUAAUGCGAGCCCGACAUUGGAGAGGGUGGAUGCGCGGCAGCAGGACAACCGCAGACCUUCGGUUUGCAGAAAUCUUUUCGGCACACCUGACCGAGAGGGGCUACAGAGGAAUGCUGAGGCUCACAGGCAGGAAGAACUGCAGGCUUUUAGGGAAAGGUACAAUUUUGAUCCGGAGACCGACAGGCCGCUCUCUCCGGGCAAUUACGCGUGGGAGGAGGACAGCAACCCACCGGAGUUUUAUCUCAGACCGCCUCACGGGACCCAGCGGCCCCAGCGAGAUGCGGACUCACCCGGCGAUAAUAACACCCGGCGGGACGCCGAGGAGAGGAGUGGGAGGCGGCCGAAUCACCAACCGGACCGAGAGGGUUCGAGGAAAAGACGUCCAGGACCUCCAGGUCCCUGCUCCGGCGAGUGUCAGAAUAAAAAGCCGCAUACCGACGGAGAUGAUGAUGAAGACCAGUCGGACCGAGGUGCAGGAAGUCAGGCGGUGAAAGCCGCGGAGGAGAGACCCAACAGGCCAGAGAACGGCGCGGAAGUCCAGUGAAAAACUGCGCCAGAGCGGGAGAGACCUGUUGCUGGUGGAAUACUGUAGCGUUUCUCAUCAUCUGACAGACGAGGGGGGUGGGGGGAGAAAUUAAAAAAAAAAAAAGGCAGCCUUUUCCUAAAGAAGGGGAGGUGGAGAGGCUGCACAAGCACUGAAUAUGUACACUAUCAAGUUUUGGCACUCAUUUUUAAUUAAAUUGCCUCAGAAGCAGCAGACAAUGUAGCAGUGUGCAAAUGGAUUUUUGCUCAUAUUUUUUUUUUUUUUUACCUACUACCUAUGUUUCAGAUGUAGCACAUAAAAAAGCAUAAUAUGCUUUUCAUACCGUUUUGUUAAAUGUAUUUGAGUAAGUGUGUGAAUUUGACUCGGGAAGUUGCAGUGCAAUUUCCAACAGAGAAAUAUUAUUUUGUUAAAAUGGUCAUAUUGUAUCAUUUAUUCAGGUAAAUUCAUGUAAUGCAGAUUUCAAAAGUCAGGGUUUUGUGGAAACAAAAAAAAAAUGUCUUCACUUUUUCUGUGGCUUUAUUUGUCCCCAGUGUUAAACAUCUUGUUUUUUGAAGGCCCAGAUGGCCACACUGUAAGUUGAGGGUCCAUCUAACUGGGAUCAGCCAUGAUAGAUAAAAGUUUACAUGCAGAUAAUAUCUCUUUAUUUCCCCUUUUUUAUUUUAUUAUUUUUAUUCGGGGGGUUUUUGCCAAAGUUUGUACCUUUUUUUCCCUGGGGGGUGAGGGGUGGGGUGGGGAGGGAGGGAGGCUAAACUGCUGAGCAAUAUCCAACCAAAUUUGUAACAGUAUUUGCUAAUAAUCCUAAGAAUUAGCUUUUAUUUUUUAAAUUAGGUGAGUUCAUAUUUUAGUGGCUCGUAGGUCACAUAUCCCAACCCUUAAUAAAAUUCCACAGUCCAGGUUAACAUAGAUAAAAUAUGUUAAAAUCACUGGGCUGCCUAUUAUGCAAAUAUGUGAAUCAAAGAUUUGUCUUUGUGGUGUGGAAUUCAUGUGGAACAUGUAAUUGCACUAUUGUUAAUUUCUCAUUUUAUUUUUUGUGAAGGCAGAAAACAAAGUUACACUGCCUUACAUGGUGUCAAACUUUGAAGUGUACCUGUGUGCCUUUUUUUUAUUUUCUUUUUUAGUUUUUGUUUUGAAAAACACUGAAAAAAUUAUACUAACUUAUUUAUGUUGAGCUUUUUUUGUGGGUGUAUGUAAAGCUUCCCAAAGCAAAAUUCUUGUGCAUUUUUGUAAAUAUAUAUUUUCAUUAUUGUUUUUAAGAUAAUAAAACUGUUGCAAAACUGA